AUGGCGGUUGUGAGCGGCAGCGGCGGCGGGAGGCUGAACCCCUGGGCGGAGCCCUUCGUGCCUUCCGGGGUGCGGUACCGCGGUCUGCAGCAGACGGCGGCGGCGGCGCCGGAGCAGGAGGUGGAGGACUUCUCCCCCGAGUGGUGGCGCCUGGUGUCCGCCUCCCCGGCCUUCCGCGACCGCUGGCUCCGCGAGUACGGCGCGCUCGGCCUGCUCGACGCCGAGGAGGACCUGGACGACGACGCAGAGGUCGACGGCUUCCUCCCCGACGACUUCUUCUCCCCUCCGGCCCUGCGUCAAGAGAGCGAGCGGGAGGACGCCGCAGCCGGGGCCGGUAAGAGGGCCAGCGGAGGCCUCGAGGUGGCGGCGUGGGGGAUCGACAAGUGGUGGAGGGCGCACGGGGGUCCGCCGGAGGCCCCCAGGUACGCGGAGAAGGCGCCGCGGAGGGUGGCCGCCGGCGCCAGGGUGAGCCCUCGCCCCAUCCAGCAGCCGCGCUGA
Miscanthus lutarioriparius is the source of this 498-nucleotide messenger RNA. NCBI's taxonomy places the organism in Eukaryota, Viridiplantae, Streptophyta, Magnoliopsida, Poales, Poaceae. The record is from the annotation of a GenBank genome assembly.